AACUAUAAUGAUAAAUGCAGACGCUAUAAUGUUAGUCAAGUUAUUCAAGCUGUUUGGCGUUGAAGCGCUGCGAAAUGGAUUUUGGUGUAAACAGCAGAGUCAAAGAACUCCAAGCAGCUUUAUUUCCAAUUCACCCAAUCCCAAACGGUUACAUUACAAGCCAGUGUCUACAAGGUCGUCUUGGGAUUACAAGAAGAGAUAUAGAAACUGCUUUAAAUCUAUCUGCAACUGUUGCAAGAUAUCGCGAUUCCAAAGAUGCAUUUCCAACUAUACCAGAUACCCAUUCGGGUAUCGAUGGUAUAACACAGGAAGCGAGAUGGCCAACCGAGUGCCAGGUAAUACAGGAGAGAAUACGUCAUAUAGAAUAUUUUCCUGCAACUCCGGAGCCAUAUUAUGUUCCGAAUGGAAAAGAACCAAAGCCAAAAUCAAUCGGAGAGGACUCAGGAACCGUGAUAUUCAGAUACUGCCCUAUGAGUGCCACAAAUUAUUUCAGUAGAUCAUGCAUCGGUGGGACCAUUUUUAUACAAGAACCAAUAACAAAUACUUCGAACAUAAAUUCGAAUUGCAUGGAUACAUCUCUUGGUGGUAUUGCUAGCUGUAAUUCGGAUCUACAAUUUGAAUCCAGAUUCGAAUCUGGUAACCUGGGUAAAGUGAUCAAAAUAACAGACACUUACUACCAGCUUCACUUGAGAAAAGAUCUCUACACCCAAAGGCAUAUGCAGUGGUAUUAUUUCAGAAUAUCAAAUACCAGAAGUAGAACCAUAUACAGGUUGUCUAUCGUAAAUUUUUGUAAAGAAGAUAGCUUGUACAACGAAGGACUCAGACCUCUAUUAUAUUCUACAAAAGAUGCAUCGAUGCAUGCUAUCGGCUGGAGAAGAUGUGGAGAUAAUAUUACCUACUACAAAAAUGAUUCUUCUGACGAGGAAAGAGAAAAGCACACAUUGACAUUCAACUUGUCUUUUCCACACGAUCAGGACACGGUAUACCUAGCGCAUUGCUACCCGUACACAUACACAGAUCUCCAGGAAUACCUUGCCUCCAUCAUCAAUGAUCCUGCCAAAACUAAAUACACUAAACUACGACUACUCUGUCGAAGCCUAGCAGGCAACAAUGUUUAUUACUUAACAAUAACUGCUCCUAUGUUUAACGAUGAUGCAAGAAAAAAAAAGGGUAUCGUUAUAACAGCAAGGGUACAUCCCGGUGAAACACCGUCGAGUUGGAUGAUGAAAGGGAUCAUCGAUUUUCUUACCGGAGACUCGAACCAAGCUAAAGAACUACGAGAGAGAUUCAUCUUCAAAUUAGUUCCUAUGCUAAAUCCUGAUGGGGUGAUUGUUGGCAACAACAGAUGCUCAUUGUCUGGGAAAGAUCUUAAUCGACAAUAUAGAACUGUGAUGCGAGAAAGUUAUCCGUCCGUAUGGCACACCAAACUCAUGAUUCGCAGAUUGAUGGAGGAAUGUGGUAUAGCAAUAUACUGUGAUUUACACGCACAUUCGAGGAGACACAAUAUUUUCAUAUACGGCUGUGAAAGUAAGAGGGGAGGUUCUGGUGGAAAACUUUCGGAACAAGUUUUCCCAUUGAUGUUACACAAAAAUGCUGCUGAUAAGUUCUCCUUUGAGAAUUGCAAAUUCCAUGUUGAAAAGGGAAAGGAAGGCACAGGGCGUGUAGUUGUCUGGCUCAUGGGAGUACAAAAUAGUUACACCAUGGAGGCUUCGCUGAGUGGCUCAAAAAUUGGUUCUAGAGCUGAAACGCAUUUUUCUACACAAGAUUACGAACAGAUUGGUAAAGCUUUCUGUGAGACUUUGCUGGAUUUUUCUGACGAAGAUCCAACAAAGGAACGACUACGAAAUAAAAUCAUCGCAAGACUUAUGAAAGAGGGGUCCAGUGCCGAUGAACCGACCAAUAUUAAUCUCACCGAUUAUUCUAGCGAUGAGGGUGACACCUCAGACAGUUCUUCACAAGAAGAUAGGCGAGAAAGAACUGACUUUGAAGCAAAACGUGAAACGCACGAUAACUGCCCAUAUCUAUGUGUUCCGCCACCUUCUCCAAUACUACCAAGAGCAAAGGGCAAUGGAAAGCUACGAAGGGCUACAAAGAAAAAAUUCGUGGAUAAGAAUCCUCCGGUUAGGAGAAAAAUAUUGACUCGUCGGGCAGUUAUGGAUCUGCCAACCACAGAUCCAGGCAGUGAUUUAUAUGAUGUCAGUGAAUCAGGAGAUGAAUAUUACUUGGAAUCAUCUGUAGCAACAUCAAGAUUUCCCCAAGAUAAUCUGAGUAAUCUUAUGGAAAGGUCCGACGUAUCAGAAAAGGAUGAGGAUGGCAAGAAGGAUUACUGCAAGGAUUAUUUGCCUCUGCCAUCAAUAGUAAGACCACGCAGCUUAUCAUUGGGAGAAGAAUUUCCUUUACCAAAAGAAACGCACAGAUCAAGACAGCAACCAAGAUGCCUACUUCAGCCCAACAUUUUCAGAACAUCUCGAAAUUUAUCACCCAUAUUCCCAAAGCCUCAAGAUGUUCAAAUAAAAAUGACGUCACUGCGUCCCCAAUUAUGGACAAGAGUUUCUAAUAAAAGUCAAUACAAAGAGGAUAAAAAUAAUCAGAUUAUGAAAAGUCCCAACUAUUGGGGAGGAUCUAGCCUAGCCUUAGCAUAUCAAACAGACAGCGAAACCCUGCUCAAAUCUUGCUCAAAAAAAUUAGAGGCAUUAGACUACACACAUAAACUUUCUGGAGAGCCCAAGAAAAUUAAAAAAAAGGUGCUCAAAAAACAGGCCAAAAUAAUUAAUAUUCUUCCUAUUCAAGUAGUUGAAGAAGAAAUUCCAAAGCCUGCAAAAAAGAAAAGAACCCGAUUGAAACGCCAGAAAGCUAUAAACCUGAACGCCGUAGGAACAGAGAGUAACCUGCCAUCAUCUAAGUCCGAUAAAGUGGAUUCUCUGAGGCUGUUCGGGGUAGCAAAGCUACCAAAACCAGAACCUAAACCAAAACCUGAAACCAAAAGAAAAUUCCGCAAAGGGGGUCUGGUUGUUACUGCAGCUACACAUCUACCCAAGACAAAAUCAAAGUUAAUUGCUGAUCCUAUUAGUGAGAGCUCCAGCUCAGACGAAAUGCCAAUGAACAUGAGGCCUAGAACAGCUAAAAAGAAGAAGAAAUCUCUGGGUAAAAAAAAGCGUGUACUUAGUGCAAACGUGACGCUAGGAUCCACGCUUGCUAAAUAGUAACGGUUGGGUAGUACGUUUACUUUUAGAAAGACCGACCUAAAAAGACAAGAAUUCAUUCCAUCGAAUAUAUCAGUAAAUGCUACCCGAUCAUCGAUCACUCUGGAUUUGAGUUCGAAAUUUAAUCUGUCUUAAAAUAAGAAUUUCCUAUGACCGUAUUAUUAAUAGAGUCAACUUUACAAUUGUAUUAUUUCUCGCAACACCUAAUCCUAUGGUCCAAGUCAGUGCACCUAUGUGAAUAUUGGUAGCACUUGACAAAUUUGCGUGCUUUUCCAUGUAGUUAUGGGGCUCUCCAACGUCAGAUUCUCUACCCUCAACUAAUCUGAUCUGAUGCAGUGCAACGAAAUAGAUAGUACACCUGAAUAUCGCUAGACAAAUGAAGCGAUGAAAGAUAAGUUCAGUGGGACAAGUUCUACUUACAUUCACAUGCCGAGGUGGGGUAUUGUGUGUAUGCUAAAUGAACACGUACACCUAUUGAAUCUUAGGCUUGAUGAAUUUUAUUAAUCAUUGACCUUCACCGCAACGACGUGUUGAUCGCUUACGUUCUUCGUUUUGGAUUCGCCGUUUUGCAUCUACGGAAAUAGAAAUGGACAAUACUUCUUCUUGAACAAAGAGACAAACCAAGAAUCUAUCUUAACUACUAUUACUGCCAAUAUGUACGUGAAAGGCGAGAAUGUUUGUACGAGAUAAGUUUUUCAAUAAACAUCUAUUCAACCAUAUAA
Molecule: messenger RNA, 3925 nt
Organism: Athalia rosae (coleseed sawfly)
Lineage: Eukaryota; Metazoa; Arthropoda; Insecta; Hymenoptera; Athaliidae
Product: cytosolic carboxypeptidase 2-like
Exons: 16
Coding region: 75-3203 (1042 amino acids)
Biological process (GO): proteolysis
Molecular function (GO): zinc ion binding; metallocarboxypeptidase activity
Source: RefSeq, a predicted model, not a curated record